Messenger RNA from Mesorhabditis spiculigera, 1029 nucleotides. Lineage: Eukaryota; Metazoa; Nematoda; Chromadorea; Rhabditida; Rhabditidae. The record is from the annotation of a GenBank genome assembly.
AUGCGUUUAGCAUUUAUAUUAGCUCUCAUCGUCGCUACCGUAGCGCCCUACAACCUCGUGCAAUCCAAUAAAACGCCGCGAAAAUGGUAUAUCGUUGCCGGGAACGACUACGCGAUCGUUGACUACGAAAGGGCCAACCUUUUCUUCAGAGUGUGGCGGGAUCGGCAAACGUUGCACGAGUUUGAUGAGUGGGCCCCUAGCGCGUGGGCGAUCAAGAAACUCACUGAAAAUCGGACGGUUGGCGUCUCGACCAAGGGGCCUUUGGAGGUCGUCGUCAUCGUGGCGGAGCCACCAAGACAUUUUUUAUUCGCGGCGCCAAGCUUCACCGAGAUUGAUCGCGAAAAGCAUAUGAUGCUCAAAACCUCGACCCCGAACUUCAUCGAGCAUUUCGUCGAUCAGGAGUGGAAUCGCGUUUCCUAUAAAAUCGAGCUAAUGGCGGUGAAUGGAGAACCGGAGAAGGUUCUCGCGGGCAACGAAUGCGAGGCACAGCAUUUCAUCCAUGAAGCUGCAAGCCAGGAAACAGCAAGCCAGGAAGGACGUGUUCCGGUUCUUCUUCUGCUCACCUGCCUGCUCGGAUUCUACACCAACACCGUGGCCGCCGACUGCUACCAGUGCGCCGAGGGACUAUCCUCCGGAGAGGCCGCUGUGCUCACCGACUAUACCGCUGGCAUCACAGACCCCAAGCCCUGCGCCUCCAUCACGGAGGGGACGACGCCGACGUGCCCGGGCAAUAAGUGCAUCCACAUGGUUGUUGACGCGCAGCCAACGGUGCACCUUCGGAACUGUGCCACGCCAAAGCCUUGGAGAAAUGGGAGGCUGGAGCUGGGGAAGAAAGGAGCCGCCUGGGCUCAAGCCUGCGAGGGUGAUCGCUGCAACAAGCUGUCGGUUGACGAGCUGAAGGAGAUUGCCGUCGAUAUGAAGGCCGAGGACGCCAAGGACGACAAGGACGCCAAGAAGUCGACUGGCUCGUCCAUCUCCGCCAUGUUGCCCGUCAUCGCCUUCCUCGUCGCCAAUAUGCCAGCUUUCUUC